AUGGACAAAGGUUGUACUGAUGAAGCUGUUUUGGUUGGGGGAGCUCCACACGAUUUAAGGGAAACUGGGUCGCAAGGGGAACCCGCAGAGGUGGGACACCCAAAGGAAGAGGAAGAAAAAGAAGCAGAGAAGAAAGAUGAGAAGAAAGACCGAGUAGACGAUGCUGCCAAGAGAAAGCACAUCGAGGGGGGAACAACCGGAAUGAGCAAAGCCGUUUCCACAUCGGAAGAACGGGACGCACUGAACCAAGCAACGAGGUCACCAAAUGCUGGCGAUGUAAGUCCUGAGAGUUCUAUUGAAGAACUCAAACUUGUGCACAGUGCAACGAAAGAUGUCGCGGAAGAUGGUAGUCAAUUGUCCAAUGGAGCUGCAACCAUGGCAGACAAGAAAGAAAAUAACUCCUCACGUGAUGCUUCUCGUACCCCCUCUCAAGGGAACGGUGCACAGAUAAUCAAAACCGCCACGGAGGAACACGAAUUGGAUGAUGAUACCACGAAUAGCAGUUCCAAGGAAAUUGACGAAGAUCGACAUAGUGUUAUUCUACAAAGGGAAGAAGAAAGCUUCCUUGCUGAAAAUUGGAUACAGACAGGAGGCUUUGAGCCAAAUGGUAAAAACGAAAUAGGCUUGCAAGACUUUAAUGAGCAUGGUAACCACAGUGAUGAUGCGAAUAAUAUAAACAAAGGCAAAAACCUAGAUUCAAAAGAAAAAUUCAGUGAUAACAGCACCACAGCGCUGUUUGACAAGAAAGGCAAAGAUGAUGCAAAGGAGAAAAAGAAAAAUGGUUCCAAGGAGGACCACGCCAUUUUUGCAGAUGAGGCCCUAAAGGGAUACCCGCGCAUUUUCGUAACCAGACUUCCCUUCGAGGCUGGCAAAAAGGACCUAGAAAAAUAUUUCUCCAAAUAUGGAAAAAUAGUAGACAUUUACGUAUCAAAGAAUCUGUCGAAUAACAAAAACAAAGGGUUUGGAUUUGUGUCGUUCGAGAAGCAGAGCUCCAUGGACAAGGUCCUGAAGGACAAGCUGCACAUCAUCUGCGGCAAGGAAAUCGUCGUGGACGUCGCUUCUAUGAGGGACAACAAAACCAAGCACCUUUUCCACCUCCCGUCGGACCACUACCUAGCCAAGUACUCGAAGAACGACAAAAAGUCCCCCAGCAAGACGCACAACAAUCUAGUCAAUUUCAACAAGUACCACCAUGUGUAUAAUAAAACGACGAACAUAAGGGACGUGUCCAAAAAUAUCGAUAACAAUUUAGUGAUGCAAAAUUUCUACAAUCUAUGUCCAACGUACAACAUACUAGGCAACCGAAUGAACAAUAAACACAUCUACAAAAAUAAUAUGCCCGUCUCCUUCUUCCCCCCCACGGGAUACAAUAUGGACCCGGCCUAUUUCAACAACCAGCAAGUCCCCUACCAGAACUGCCUGGAUUACAUGGGCAGUGAGUACUACUGGAAUAUGGCCAACUAUUACAACUGGAAUAAUAUGAUGUUCCAUAAUGAUAACAUGUACAACGCGAAGAAAAUGGAAUACCCCUACUACGUCUGUAACGGGCAGUACAUGAAUCAGAGCCCCCCCCCAAUUGCCAAAAACAAAGCGCAACGAAAAAAUAGCGCCAUCGAGGAGAGCAAGUUGAAGUACCCCCCCAAUGUCGUCCCAAGCGGGAGUUACCGUUCCCCCGGGCAGCCAUUUGUGCGAAAAUUACCCGGCGGAGACGAGUGGAACAAACGAGGAUACAAGCUGUUCGUCACGAAGUUGAAUAGCGUAACCACGAUCGAAACGCUCAGGAAUUACUUCGAAGCCUUCGGAGAGAUUAUUGACAUUUACAUGCCCAACGACGUGUGCACAAACAGACCUCGAGGCAUCGCCUUUGUUACCUUCCUAGACAAUGACUGCGUGAAGAAAAUUCUAUCUAACAAGAACUCAAAGCAUAUAAUUGAUGGAAAGGAGGUGGUCGUUGAUCUUGCGGACCCAGAAACGAAAACGAAGAAGAAUUUGUGUUACCCCUGA
Messenger RNA from Plasmodium cynomolgi strain B, 2004 nucleotides. RefSeq names its product nucleic acid binding factor. The coding region runs from base 1 to 2004 and encodes 667 amino acids. Gene Ontology annotation, molecular function: RNA binding. Lineage: Eukaryota; Apicomplexa; Aconoidasida; Haemosporida; Plasmodiidae. The transcript has 9 exons. The record is from RefSeq and is a predicted model, not a curated record.